This is a messenger RNA of Elephantulus edwardii (Cape elephant shrew), 1243 nucleotides long. RefSeq names its product transmembrane protease, serine 11A (gene TMPRSS11A). Gene Ontology annotation, molecular function: serine-type endopeptidase activity. The transcript is spliced from 9 exons. The record is from RefSeq and is a predicted model, not a curated record. The annotation marks the transcript as partial. Lineage: Eukaryota; Metazoa; Chordata; Mammalia; Macroscelidea; Macroscelididae. Gene Ontology annotation, cellular component: extracellular region; plasma membrane. Gene Ontology annotation, biological process: proteolysis.
AGCAGUAGAAUCUGGUAACCAAAGCAGAAGUUUGAAGCCAUGGAUGAUUGUCCUUCUUCUUGCAUUAUUAUUAACAGUGGUGGCAGUAGUCUUUGGUCUUCUGAAUCAGUUCAUAGCCUCUGGCCAUAAAAUGGAGUAUUUUCAUAGUACCAUUAAAAUUUCAGAUCUACGAGUAAGUAGCAAUUCUGGACAAAACACAUACCAAUUUAAGGAUUUAAGAGAGAUGAGUGAGAAUUUGGUAGAUGAGAUAUUUAUUGAUUCAGCCUUGAGCAAGCAUUAUAUCAAGAACCAAGUGGUCAGAUUGACUCCAGAGGAAGAUGGAGUAAAAGCAGAUAUCAUUAUGGUGUUCCAGUUCCCCUCUACCGAGCCAAGAGAAGUAAGAGAGAAGAAAAUCCAUAGAAUCUUAAGUCAGAAGAUAAGAAACACAAGAUCCCUGCCAAUAAAUGCUUCUUUGGUUGAACUUAAUGCAAUGAGCUCAUCAACAGGAAAACUAACUGUCCAAGCAUGUUGUGGAAAACGAGCUGUUCCUUUAAUAGUUAACAGAAUAAUGUCUGAGGACAUAGCAGCUAAGUCAGCCUGGCCUUGGCAAGCUUCCCUUCAGCGUAACAACAUACAUCAGUGUGGUGCCAGCUUGAUCAGUAGCACGUGGCUUGUUACAGCAGCACACUGUUUUAAAAGCAGUGCCAAUCCUCGUCAAUGGACGGUUAGCUUUGGAACAACAAUCAACCCUCCAUUAAUGAAAAGAAAUAUCAAAAGAAUUAUUGUCCAUGAGAGAUAUCGUUCCCCAGCAAAAGAAUAUGACAUUGCUGUUGUACAGUUUUCUCCCAAAGUCACCUUCAGUGAUGACAUACGUCGCAUUUGUUUGCCAGAAGCUUCAGCAGUCUUCCGACCAAAUUCUACCGCUUACAUUACAGGAUUUGGAGCUCUUUACUAUGGAGGGGAAUCUCAAAAUGAACUUCGAGAAGCCAGAUUGAAAAUCAUAAGUGAUGAUGUAUGCAAGCAACGACAUGUGUAUGGCAAUGAUAUAAAAUUCGGAAUGUUUUGUGCUGGAUAUUUGGAAGGAAUUUAUGAUGCCUGCAGGGGUGAUUCUGGAGGACCUUUAGCUGCAAAGGAUCACAAAGACACAUGGUAUCUCAUUGGAAUUGUGAGCUGGGGAGAUAACUGUGGUCAAAAGAAUAAACCUGGCGUCUACACAAAAGUAACUUAUUACAGAAAGUGGAUUGCUUCAAAAACAGGUCUCUAA